AUGUCCAAGACACCUGUGCCUUUUUCGCCAGAGAAUAUCAAGACUGUUGCCUCCCUGUAUAGACGGUCCUUGAGAACUGCUGCUGACUGGAUCAACAGACGUGAUUUCUACCGUGCAAAGGCAGCAGAGAUCAGGCUGCGCUUCGAGCAGAACCGCAACGUCUCAGACCCAAAAGAGCUAAAGGCCAUCAUUGACAAAACUGAGCUCAUGCUUAACAAAUUCAAGCACCCAGACCCAAUCAUCCCCCCUCAAAGACCAGGAGGUAUCAUGUACGACAGAAACGCUCCUCCAAGAUACUCAUCAGGACCUGUACCAUUCAGCAACGAGCUCUAG
Ogataea parapolymorpha DL-1 is the source of this 333-nucleotide messenger RNA. RefSeq lists its product as uncharacterized. The record is from RefSeq and is a predicted model, not a curated record. The coding region runs from base 1 to 333 and encodes 110 amino acids. The transcript has 2 exons. Lineage: Eukaryota; Fungi; Ascomycota; Pichiomycetes; Pichiales; Pichiaceae. Gene Ontology annotation, biological process: mitochondrial electron transport, NADH to ubiquinone.